AUGUGGACGUACGCGCCCGCUUUUCCCAGGCCCUGCUUUGGGAAGCAGGAAGACUCCGCCGCCGCCGAGCCGCUCCGGUUGCCCCAUGCGGGCAGGCCGGCCGCCAGAGCGCAGGGCGGUGGGUGGGGUGGCGGCGUGCGCGCCAGAACAAUGCGCGUCGGGUUCGUUAAAGAAUUCGGAACGAGCGCGCCCUCUGGCCGGUGCUUGCAGAAACCUUCCCUCCUGCUGGUGGCGGCCCUGAUGGCGCUGCAGUCCGUGCUCGCGGAUGUCGGCGCGCCGCCCUACCCGCCGCCCGGGGGCCCCGGCGGCUUCAACCCGGGCGGCUCCUACACGGCGCCCGGCGGCCCUGGCAGCUUCGGAGGCGGCCCAGGAGGGCCCGGCGGCCCCAGCGGGCCCGGAGGCUUCGGAGGCCCGGGCGGCCCCGCCAGGCCCGGAGGACCAGGAGGGCACUUCGCAGACGACGCCGGCGGCCCGCCGCAACCGUACAACUUCAAGUACGACGUGCAAGACGCGACGAGCGGACAGGACUUCGGCCACCAGGAGAGCGGCGACGGCGCGGGCAACGUAGACGGCAAGUACUACGUGCUGCUUCCCGACGGCCGCAAGCAGAUCGUGACGUACCACGCGGACGCCAACGGUUACGUCGCCAACGUGCAGUACGAGGGCGAAGCCCAGUUUCCGUCCGCGGGCCCCGGAGGUCCGGGUGGUCCGGGCGGGCGUCCCGGUGGGUUCGGACCGGGCGGUCCCAGUGGUCCCGGCGGUCCGGGCGGUCCUAGCGGUCCCGGUGGUCCUGGCGGUCCCGGCGGUCCCGGCGGUUACCCUGGCCAACGCCCCUCCAACAGCUACGGCCCUCCAGGCAGACCUGGCGGCGCGUUCGCAGACCAGCCGUCAGGUGGCUUCCCGGGUGGUGCGCCCGGAGGCAGCGGCCCCGCCAACGAGUACUUGCCGCCCCGCUUCAGGAAGUGA
This is a messenger RNA of Gryllus bimaculatus (two-spotted cricket), 966 nucleotides long. The record is from the annotation of a GenBank genome assembly. NCBI's taxonomy places the organism in Eukaryota, Metazoa, Arthropoda, Insecta, Orthoptera, Gryllidae.